AUGAAGCGCCGGAGCGCCGACUGCAGCAAGCUCCGGCGGCCGCUGAAGCGGAACCGCAUCACGGAGGGCAUCUACGGCAGUACUUUCCUGUAUCUGAAGUUCCUGGUAGUUUGGGCCCUCGUGUUGGUGGCUGACUUUGUUUUGGAAUUCAGAUUUGAAUAUUUGUGGCCAUUCUGGCUUUUCAUCCGGAGUGUUUAUGAUUCCUUCAGAUACCAGGGAUUGGCAUUUUCAGUAUUUUUCGUUUGUGUAGCAUUCACAUCAAAUAUCAUAUGUCUGCUAUUCAUACCAAUACAGUGGUUGUUUUUUGCUGCCAGCACAUAUGUUUGGGUACAGUAUGUCUGGCAUACGGAGAGAGGCGUGUGUUUACCAACAGUAUCACUGUGGAUACUGUUUGUUUAUAUUGAAGCAGCAAUCAGAUUUAAGGAUCUCAAAAACUUUCAUGUCGACCUUUGUCGGCCUUUUGCUGCACACUGUAUUGGAUACCCUGUUGUGACUUUGGGCUUUGGCUUCAAAAGUUAUGUCAGCUAUAAAAUGCGAUUACGAAAACAAAAGGAAGUGCAGAAAGAAAAUGAAUUUUACAUGCAACUCCUUCAGCAAGCAUUACCCCCUGAACAACAGAUGCUACAAAGGCAAGAGAGAGAAGCAGAAGAAGCAGCCAAAGGAUUGUCUGAGAUGGAUUCCUCAAUACUUUUGCAACACAACGGCGGCAUUCCAGCUAAUAAGAAAUUAUCUACAACAUUACCAGAACUAGAGUACAGAGAAAAGGGGAAAGAAAAAGACAAGGAUGCCAAAAAACAUAACCUUGGAAUAAAUAACAACAUUUUGCAACCUGUAGACUCUAAAAUACAGGAAAUUGAAUAUAUGGAGAACCAUAUCAACAGUAAAAGAUUAAAUAACGAUCUUGUGGGAAGUACAGAAAACCUCUUGAAAGAGGACUCAUGCACUGCCUCAUCCAAAAAUUACAAAAAUGCUAGUGGAGUUGUGAACUCCUCACCUCACAACCACAGUGCAACUAAUGGAAGCAUCCCUUCCUCAUCUGCUAAGAAUGAGAAAAAACAGAAGUGCACCAGCAAGAGCCCAAGCACACAUAAAGACUUAAUGGAAAAUUGUAUCCCCAAUAACCAGCUAAGCAAACCAGAUGCACUGGUAAGGUUGGAACAAGACAUCAAGAAGUUAAAGGCUGAUCUGCAGGCCAGCAGGCAAAUUGAACAAGAACUGCGCAGUCAGAUCGGUUCUCUGACUAGCACAGAGCGGGGGAUCCGAUCGGAAAUUGGGCAACUCCGACAGGAAAAUGAGCUGCUUCAGAAUAAACUACAUAAUGCUGUACAAAUGAAACAAAAAGAUAAGCAGACCAUUGGCCAAUUGGAGAAAAAGCUAAAAGCAGAGCAAGAAGCACGGACCUUUGUAGAAAAGCAGUUGAUGGAAGAAAAAAAAAGGAAGAAGUUGGAGGAAGCAACAACUGCUCGGGCUGUUGCGUUUGCCGCUGCUACCAGAGGAGAAUGCACUGAGACAUUACGAAAUCGCAUCAGAGACCUGGAGACAGAGUGCAAAAAGCUAACAAUUGAUAUAAAGGUGAAAGAAGACCAGAUACGAGAUCUAGAAAUGAAAGUUCAGGAAUGGCGGAAAUACAAAGAGAAUGAAAAGGAUACAGAGGUAUUAAUGUCGGCCCUUUCAGCCAUGCAGGAUAAGACGCAGCAUUUAGAGAACAGCCUGAGCGCAGAGACAAGGAUCAAAUUGGACCUCUUCUCUGCGUUAGGAGAUGCCAAAAGACAGCUGGAGAUAGCUCAAGGGCAGAUCAUUCAGAAAGAUCAGGAAAUCAAGGACCUAAAACAGAAGAUAGCGGAAGUGAUGGCCGUCAUGCCCAGCAUAACAUACACUGCAGCCACCAGCACGCUAAGCCCAGUUUCUCCACACUAUUCUUCCAAAUUUGUGGAGACCAGCCCUUCUGGACUUGAUCCCAAUGCCUCAGUUUACCAACCCCUGAAGAAGUAAGCGCCAACGUUCCACCUGUCGCACCGAAGGCAUCACACAGAAAAAUCUCUCGCAGUCAAGAUGAAAUUUGUAUAGUGUGAGACUGUACUGAUUUCUUGUUUAAAAA
Protobothrops mucrosquamatus (brown spotted pit viper) is the source of this 2098-nucleotide messenger RNA. RefSeq names its product macoilin 1 (gene MACO1). Gene Ontology annotation, biological process: neuronal signal transduction. The record is from RefSeq and is a predicted model, not a curated record. Bases 1 to 1992 code for a protein of 663 amino acids. The transcript is spliced from 11 exons. Lineage: Eukaryota; Metazoa; Chordata; Lepidosauria; Squamata; Viperidae. Gene Ontology annotation, cellular component: rough endoplasmic reticulum membrane.